This is a messenger RNA of Babesia ovata, 1506 nucleotides long. RefSeq lists its product as uncharacterized. Gene Ontology annotation, biological process: nuclear-transcribed mRNA catabolic process. Gene Ontology annotation, molecular function: 5'-3' RNA exonuclease activity; RNA binding. The record is from RefSeq and is a predicted model, not a curated record. NCBI's taxonomy places the organism in Eukaryota, Apicomplexa, Aconoidasida, Piroplasmida, Babesiidae. The coding region runs from base 1 to 1506 and encodes 501 amino acids. Gene Ontology annotation, cellular component: nucleus. The transcript has 5 exons.
AUGCAGACCGAAAUAUGCAGCGCUGUCACUAGCAAGGAUGGAGAAAAGUACGUGGCGCAGCGGUUGCCGUUUGAUGCGUACGACAACGUCACGUUCAACCCCAACCACAUAUCCCCCGGCACCGACUUCAUGCAGAUCGUCGACAGCGAAGUUGCCAACUGGCUCGCUCUCAAAACCGUCGAGGGGAUGUUCGGCAAGUGCCUAGUAGUGUACAGCGGCGUAUCAGUGCCGGGAGAAGGGGAGCACAAGAUUUUUCAGUGCAUACGCAAGAUGAACAAGGCUAGCAGGCAUGCGCGCAAGGAGACGCACCUGGUCUACGGUCUCGACGCCGACCUCAUGAUGCUUUCAAUGGCACUAAAAAUUCCCAAUAUCAAGGUGCUCAGGGAGGAAAGCAAGUACGCGCCACAUGUCGUUGCGAAGAAAAAAGGAGAACCCUUCUUCGCCACUGACACGGGCAUCGUGCACCUCCACAAGUGGGACUUCAUAGACCUCAAGCAGACCAACUUCGAGGUCGUGUCCAUCAGGACUCUCAGGAAGCGGAUGUAUGAGCGUUGUCUGAGGCACCUCAUAAAGAAGUUCCGAGCUUCAAACUUUGCCUUCCUCAACCGGCCCGAAGCGCCGUACCGCAUCACGGACGACUUCGUGCUGCUAUCCUUCCUAGCAGGCAACGAUUUCCUGCCGAGACUGCCGACGGUCGACUUCGCGAACGACAGCUUUUCCGAGAUGAUCGAGACGUACUACUCCCUGCUGCAGCGCUGGAAGGGCUUCCUCACCGACGGGCUUAAAAUACACGUGCCAAGGCUGCAGUCGCUCUUCAAAGCGCUAUCGAAGAACGAGCUGCGCUGGUUCAGGGAGAAGGCGGUCAUCGAGGAGGUGGAGCAAUACAGCAACGCCAAACUGUACGCCGACUACUACCACCGGGAAAAGUGCCAGGUGGACGGAAAGGCGGAAAUAAGGCGCAUUGAUAUUCACCGCCUUUUAGGGAUUAUUUUGGAUCCUGAGCUACUAUCACCACGACUGCCCGAGCUGGGACUGGUGAGUGGCCCACUCUCGAUAGACGUGCAAACCUUUUGCAGGAGCUACAGAUACCAUUACGCCCCGCUGGUAUCAGAUCUCGCUGAGGUGACGACGGUAGACGUCACGUUCAACAAAGGAGGGCCCAUCACGCCACUCGAGCACCUCCUUGCGAUAUCGCCGCCCAACGAAAACGAAUUACUCCCACCAUCCUACAGAAAACUCGCCAAAGAGGAUGGUGAGCUGCGCCAAUACUUUCCAACGGAGUUCGACAUCAACGAGGACGGCAGGACGAACGAGUGGGAGCAUGUGGUCAAGCUACCUUUCGUCAACACGCACAAGCUGGUCAAGGCCGCGCAAAAGGUCAACCCCGGGCUUAAGUACAGCUCACUAUACAAGAACAAAAAAGGCCACAUCUACGUAUACCAGCAGCCGAGGGAACCCGACACCCCUAACGCCGAUGAGGCUAACCCGGGGAAAACAGAAAAAUGA